Malaya genurostris is the source of this 1132-nucleotide messenger RNA. RefSeq names its product translin-associated protein X-like. Gene Ontology annotation, molecular function: RNA binding; sequence-specific DNA binding; RNA endonuclease activity. The record is from RefSeq and is a predicted model, not a curated record. Bases 88 to 1029 code for a protein of 313 amino acids. The transcript has 2 exons. Gene Ontology annotation, cellular component: nucleus; cytoplasm. Lineage: Eukaryota; Metazoa; Arthropoda; Insecta; Diptera; Culicidae.
GGUAGCGGCUUGUUAUUAUUUCAAGAUUAAAUUAUAUUGUUGAUAGCAAGAGUUUCGGUUUUUGUACGAGCAGCAGAUUCGUUUAUCAUGAGUUAUCAUCGCGGAGGAAAUCGUCGCGGCGCCAACUUCAACAAGGGUGGUGGAAAUCGUUAUGGCGGUGGCGGUAAACGUGGUGCCGGAAAGGAUCUCGACGUACCGGUCGAUGAAAACAAUCCGGUUGUUCAGUGUUUCCGGGAGUAUGCAAGGGAGUUGGAUGAGAAGCACGAUCGCUAUGAGCGCAUUGUAAAGUGCAGCCGGGAUAUCACCAUCGAGAGCAAGAGGAUCAUAUUCUUGCUUCAUACCGUGGAUGCGAAGAAAAAUAACCAGUCACGUGUUUGCGAUGAAGCUAAAAAAAGACUGGAGUCUCUCUGUCAAACCCAUUUCGUCACGAUUGCCAAGGAACUACACGGCUUGGAUCCGUAUCAGUACACACGGGCCUAUACUGCCGGUUUGCAGGAGUUCAUCGAAGCUUAUACAUUCCACGAGUACGUCUCCACUCAGAUCAUUUCCAAUUGGAAGACUAUUCAGAAUCAACUUACAUACAACAUUCCAACCAAUUCGGACGAGAGUGGUUCGGAUGAGGAUGAAGAAAACUCUGAUGAUGAUAAAGACAACAAUAAAACACCGAAGAACCAGAUAAGUUGCCUAUUGCCACCGCUGGAUUUUGUUUUGGGAAUAGGUGACCUCAGCGGUGAAGUUAUGCGCAAGUGUAUCAACUCGCUCGGUUCUGGGGACGUUGAAAGUUGUUUUGAUCAUCGUCGUUUUAUGCAAGAACUUUACAAAGGGUUCAUAUCGGUGAGCAAUGCUAGAAGUCGUGAUUUUUCGCAGAAACUAUUCACGUUGAGACAAAGUUUGCUCAAAAGCGAGAACGUAUGUUAUAAUGUGAAGGUACGCGGAGGAGAAGCCGCCAAAUGGGGCAAUACUGAAGAUUGUGCUUUUGUUAACAUACCGAAAGAUAACUUAGACGAAGAUGAGGGUGUAUUUUUCUAAGAUCAAAUAAGUCAAACUGAAAUUUGCUUUGCGUUGGAUUUUUCAUUGCAUUUUUCUUACAAUAUGUUAUAAAUAAAACGGCAACUAUUGCCGAUUGGAAUAA